GGACUCUUGGUUUGUCGGGCAGAGCGCGUGCGGGGAGGUGGAUCAGAUACAGCGCAGCUCCGCCGCAGCAAACAUCAGCCUCAACAGAGAAUAAACAUGAGCGGUCUCUGAGCCUCUCCGACCCGCCUGCUCGACCCCCGGCACGCUCGCUCGGCUCCGUUUCGUCCCUGUUUCGGUCCUCGGCUGUCCGGCAAACUGUCUAAUCUGGAGGAGGACGGGGAGGUUUUUAGCUAACAUGUAGACCCCUCGUGGCUGGUUCUGUGGUCGGUGGUAAGGCCUUUCGAUGGAGACGCGUUCAUUUGCGUUGGUCGACCUCUGCUUUGCAAAUGAUUUUCCUGUUCCAGCCUAGCGUGGCCAUGACGGGAGGCAUGGCGGCUCCCCUCCCGAUGAGCAACCACACGCGCGAGAGAGUCACGGUGGCCAAACUCACGCUGGAGCACUUCUACAGCACCCUGCUCACCCAGCACGAGGAGCGGGAGAUGAGGCAGAAGAAGCUGGAAAAGGUGAUGGACGAGGAGGGUUUACCCGAUGAAGAGAAGAGUAUGAGGCGCUCUCUGCACGCCCGCAAGGAGACCGAGUUCCUGCGGCUCAAGAGGACCCGGCUUGGUCUCGACGACUUCGAGUCCCUCAAAGUGAUCGGGAGAGGAGCUUUCGGAGAGGUUCGCCUGGUUCAGAAAAAGGACACGGGUCACAUUUACGCCAUGAAGAUCCUCAGGAAAGCAGACAUGUUGGAGAAAGAACAGGUGGCUCAUAUCCGGGCCGAGAGAGACAUCCUGGUGGAGGCUGAUGGCGCCUGGGUAGUGAAGAUGUUCUACAGCUUUCAAGAUAAACGCAAUCUGUACCUCAUCAUGGAGUUUCUGCCUGGAGGAGAUAUGAUGACUCUGCUGAUGAAGAAAGACACGCUGUCUGAAGAAGCUACGCAGUUCUAUAUAGCAGAGACGGUCCUGGCCAUAGACUCCAUUCACCAGCUGGGCUUCAUUCACCGAGACAUCAAGCCUGACAACUUGCUGCUCGAUUCACGGGGCCAUGUCAAACUGUCUGACUUUGGGCUCUGCACAGGCUUGAAGAAGGCCCAUCGGACUGAAUUUUACAGGAACCUCACGCACAACCCUCCCAGCGACUUCUCUUUCCAAAACAUGAAUUCAAAACGGAAAGCAGAAACAUGGAAGAAAAACCGAAGACAGCUGGCCUAUUCCACCGUCGGGACGCCAGACUACAUCGCCCCUGAGGUAUUCAUGCAAACGGGCUACAACAAGCUGUGCGACUGGUGGUCUCUCGGAGUGAUAAUGUACGAGAUGUUGAUAGGCUACCCGCCCUUCUGUUCCGAGACGCCGCAGGAAACCUACAGGAAGGUCAUGAACUGGCGAGAAACGCUAACUUUCCCUCCUGAGGUCCCCAUCUCGGAGAGAGCCAAGGACAUGAUCCUUAGGUAUUGCACAGAUGCGGAAAACAGGAUUGGGUCAGGAAGUGUGGACGAAAUCAAAUCUCACCAGUUCUUUGAGUCCGUGGACUGGGAGCACAUCAGAGAGAGGCCCGCUGCUAUUUCCAUUGACAUCAAGAGCAUCGAUGAUACGUCCAACUUUGAUGACUUUCCAGAGUCAGACAUUCUUCAGCCAGUGACAAAUGUAACCGAACCAGACUUCAAGUCCAAGGACUGGGUUUUCCUCAACUACACCUACAAGCGCUUCGAGGGACUGACGCAGCGCGGCACCAUCCCCACUUACAUGAAAGCGGGGAAGGCGUGAAACUGGCCCCCGAAGGUCUGGAGGGGAAGGAUUAGAUGACUCAAAUACAGAUUUCUGCAAAUGAAAAGCUUACGCACUGCCGCUUUGAGCUACACGGUAGACCUGUUCUCAGAGGAGUCCCUGCGGACGAUAAAAAAAUGAAAAUAAUUAUAUGGCCAUAGAUAUGGAGAGACUGUCUUGUCCUGCUGCUUAGCUGAAAGGAGACUGUUGUCCGAAUGCUCUUCAACACUGGAUCAAACAGGGUCGCAGAUUACAAGGAAGAAAAAAAUAAAUAAACAAAACGGAAGCAGAUGCAUCACUGAAGCCUUACGUUCAGAAAACGGGACGUUUUAACCUCGAACCUCUUGGUGACUAAACUGCAAUAAAGUUGAUUUCUCUCAUUUUUAAGCUCCAGGAAGCGGAGAACCUGUACAGACCCGAGUCCAACAUGUACACUGUUAGAUGCGCUGUAUGACGUAGUAGACUACCUGAAUAUUUCCCACAAGUGUGUUUUUGUGUUUCUGUGCAGUUGUUUUAAUGUACGGUUGCAUCCCACCUAGAAGAAACUUGAAGAAGAGAUGUUUCGGCUUCCGUUUUUGUCCUCGCCGGUGAGCGGCCAGCCCUCCUCCUGCUUCUCAUCCACGCGGCCGAUGCGGUUCGUCGUUUUUGUCCGACCACGGCCUACGCAACCGUUCGUGUAGUUCUGUUGUAACACAUGCGAGAUGUAGCUUCGGUCAGCGGUUUUAAAGGGAAGAUAAGUAGUGCUAAAAACGUCCCCCGCCUUCAUGCAAUAAUUGAGCUUUAGAGAUCGACAGGGUUUGAAAUAAUCAGCUGAACUGCAAGGUCGUAUUAGCAGCUAAAUUAACUUGACGUGAUCAAAGCUUUAACCAAAUAACUGCACGAUGGAGAACAAAACUUGGUAAGUGAAGUAGGAGACAUCCCAGGCCGUGACGUUAAACGUUUCUCCCAAGCUGUCUUAGUUGGGGAUGUUUAGUGACUGGACACCUGCUGUUGUGCAUGACUACAAGUACCGGCCAGAUGGGCUGAAAAACGAGAGCAAUUGAUGUAGCUUGUGUGUAAAAGAUUGGUGCUGGGGGGCGGGGUUAUUUAAUGUUCACUUUGUUAAAUGUUUACUUGGUGUAAAAAUGUAAAAGCAAGAAAUAAAUGUUAAAAGAAAACAUACACAGCUGUAAUUAGCCGAGCACGAACCCAAUUUCGACAAAUCAAUUGGACGUCAAGCACCCUCUCUAGUUUCUAUUGCGAUUUAACAAUAAAGUACCGAUCAGCA
Puntigrus tetrazona (Sumatra barb) is the source of this 3012-nucleotide messenger RNA. RefSeq names its product serine/threonine kinase 38 like (gene stk38l). Bases 327 to 1745 code for a protein of 472 amino acids. The record is from RefSeq and is a predicted model, not a curated record. NCBI's taxonomy places the organism in Eukaryota, Metazoa, Chordata, Actinopteri, Cypriniformes, Cyprinidae. The transcript has 14 exons. Gene Ontology annotation, biological process: peptidyl-serine phosphorylation; intracellular signal transduction. Gene Ontology annotation, molecular function: ATP binding; protein serine/threonine kinase activity.